CUUAACUGCUCUUCACCUCCUCCGUCUCCUCCCCAACUAGAACCCCCACGCACUCACGCGCACUGCACGCCGCAACACAACGCGCUCGCCUCGCCUCGCCCCGAUCGGUGGUGGUGCUCGCCGUCGCCGGGCGGCGCUAGGGUGGCCGGAGAGGCUCCGGAGAGUAGGAGGAGGAGGAGGAGCCGGAGAUGAGGGGGUCGAGGAGGCCGGUGGCCGUGGUGCUGAGCUGGGUGCGGAGGCAGCCGCCCAAGGUCAAGGCGUUCCUCGCCGUGGUCGCCGGGAUGGCCGCGCUCGUCUUCAUCCGCUUCAUCGUCCACGACCACGACAACCUCUUCGUCGCCGCCGAGGCCGCCCACGCGCUCGGCCUCGGAGUCCUCAUCUACAAGCUCACCAAGGAGAAGACCUGCGCCGGACUCUCACUCAAGUCUCAGGAUUUAACAGCACUAUUUCUGGCUGUUAGGCUGUACUGCAGUUUUGUUAUGGAGUAUGACAUCCAUACCAUACUUGAUACAGCUACACUAGCAGCUACUCUCUUUGUCAUCUACAUGAUUCGGUUCAAACUGAGGUCAACUUAUAUGCUGGACAAGGACAAUUUUGCAUUGUACUACGUGGUGUUACCUUGUGCUGGCCUAGCUCUCCUGGUUCAUCCUUCAACAUCGCAUAACAUCAUCAACAGGAUCUCCUGGGCUUUCUGUGUUUAUUUGGAAGCUGUUUCAGUGCUGCCACAGUUGCGUUUGAUGCAAAACACAAAGAUUGUGGAACCAUUUACAGCUCAUUAUGUGUUUGCAUUGGGUGUUGCAAGGUUUCUUAGCUGCGCACACUGGGUCCUUCAGGUUUUGGAUACCCGUGGUCGCUUGUUGACUGCUCUGGGCUAUGGUCUCUGGCCUUCGAUGGUGCUUCUCUCUGAAAUCGUUCAGACGUUCAUCCUUGCUGAUUUCUGCUACUACUAUGUGAAGAGUGUUUUUGGUGGGCAACUUGUCCUUCGACUUCCGUCUGGAGUGGUGUAAAAAUGCAGCAGGAUGCAACAUGUUAUGGGCUUUGUGCACGUUUAGUACAUCGUCGGAUACCAGAGCCUUGUUUGCUUGAUAAUUUUUUUCAGUUACAAAUUGCUCAUGUGAAAAAUGUACCUACCAGAGACCGUGAUGAAAUCUAGAGACUAGUUUUUAACUACUUAGCUUUUAUCAUACGAUCAGUUGUCGCAGGCCCCAAUAGAUAGACCAAGAUAGUUCCCCUAAUUUGGAUCUCGUUAUUGAUCA
This is a messenger RNA of Oryza sativa Japonica Group (Japanese rice), 1256 nucleotides long. RefSeq lists its product as uncharacterized. Lineage: Eukaryota; Viridiplantae; Streptophyta; Magnoliopsida; Poales; Poaceae. Gene Ontology annotation, molecular function: ER lumen protein retrieval receptor activity. Gene Ontology annotation, cellular component: endoplasmic reticulum; membrane; cis-Golgi network. Gene Ontology annotation, biological process: protein retention in ER lumen; endoplasmic reticulum to Golgi vesicle-mediated transport. The record is from RefSeq and is a predicted model, not a curated record.